CAGUGGUGCUGUGAUCUCAUCAUAGGAAAAAGUAGUAGCCAGAGGCAGAGCCUGUUCUUGGCUGGAAGGAGGGAAAGAGGGAGUCAAUCUUUCCUGAAUCUAUUUACCUUUACCGCCUGACGGGAAGAGAAAAGAAAGUGGGGACAACGCAGCCUCGAAUUCCCAUGCAAAACCAACCUGCAGGUGACUUCGAGCUAGCCACUUUACCUGCCUGGGUCUGAGCUCCUUAUCUUUAGAGGAGAGAACGAAAUGGCUUCUGAGAUCCUUUCCAGUUCUACCUGAAUGAAUGAACGAUGAGUGAAAAGAAGCUGUUGUCUUUGCCAACAAAUCCUCUUCCUUAGCUGGUGCAGAGAAAUGAAGAGCACAGACAGCUUGGAAAUACAUUUUCCCCUUUGGUAUCCCAAGGCCCAUUCUACUGAUUUUGCUUGUGAUCAGUACUUGAAAAGUUCUGUGAAAAAACUGAUAUGAGAUGAGCAGUUUCUCCCCACUUUCCAGUGAAGGGAAAGGCCGCACCACAGUUUCCAGCUAUGGAAAUUUUCUCAUCUGGAGAGUUACCCAUCCUGUUUUGCUAUAACUGAGCUGCUGGUCUGUGGCUAGCACCCAGCAGACCAGCUGGCUUCCUUCCCACAGAACUUCAUCUAAAGCACACAGAUGAGCAGUGUCACUGCACCUUCAGGAAGGAACUUAUUUUGGGUUGUUAGGACUUCCUUGAGUGAAUAGUAACUCUUCUAUUCUUUCUCAGAAUAAGAAAUUGCAGUUACAAGACCCACAAGACCAGUGGAAGAACUUGAAGACUGAUUUUGGAAACAGAUUAAAGCCAGAGGACAUUUUGAACAGAGAUUAUUUUUUUAAAAAAUGAAUUCAAAGAAAUUUAGUUUCUUAGUGCUGCUUAUAUUUACAGUGACAGUGUACUUCUUUUAUAUCAACAGUGUGUUCUUACAAACAAACCAGAGCGUUCUAAAAGUCUCAAACUCUUCAGCCCUUGCUGAAGUUUGUGAUUCAGUUAUCAGAGGACAGAUGAUUUCUAUUCAAGAGACUGUCUUGAACUCAUCAUUUGAAAAUCCUUCUUGCCAAGACUACUUGCUCCAAAAUCACUACAUAACAGCUUCCCUGUCAAAAGAAGAAGCCCAGUUCCCUUUGGCCUAUAUAAUGGUUAUUCAUAAGGAUUUUGAAACCUUUGAGAGGCUCUUCAGGGCAGUUUAUAUGCCCCAAAAUGUUUACUGUGUUCAUGUGGAUGAAAAGGCAACAAUUCCUUUUAAAGAUGCAGUGGAGUGGUUGGUGGGCUGCUUCCCCAAUGUUUUCCUUGCCUCCAAGAUGGAGUCAGUUGUCUAUGCUGGAAUAUCCAGACUCCAGGCUGACCUGAACUGCAUGAAAGACCUUGUAGCCUCUGAGGUUCAGUGGAAGUACAUUAUUAACACUUGUGGGCAAGAUUUCCCUCUGAAAACCAAUAAGGAAAUAAUUCAGCAUUUGAAAGAAUUUAAAGGGAAAAAUAUUACCCCAGGGGUGCUGCCUCCUUCUCAUGUUGUUCGAAGGACCAAAUAUAUCUAUAUGGAGCAGAGAUAUAUUUUAUUUUCCUUCAUGCUGUGGACUUUGAGAAGGAAAACUCUCCCUCCCCAUAAUCUGACCAUUUAUUUUGGCUCGGCUUACAUCGCCCUCACAAGGGAAUUUGCCAACUUUGUUCUCCAAGACCAACGGGCCAUUGAUUUACUGGAGUGGUCUAAAGACACCUACAGUCCUGAUGAGCAUUUCUGGGUGACUCUCAAUAGGAUUCCAGGGAAUCUUUCCAAUAUUCUAGGGGACUUCCUUCUAGAGCUCUUGAUAUCCCAGUGGAGCACAUGGACAGUUGACUUGUUAUUCACCUGUUAUUGGUGUCCACGACGCUAGAUGUGGAUUGUCUGCCUCACUCUAAAUACAUUUUGGACACCUCUUCUUCUGGUUGAACAUCUCUCUGGUGACAUCCCUGAUGGAGCUGUUGAUGUACAAGUAUUGAAUGGUUAUGUGCUGCCUUCGGAAAUGAUCUCCAAUUUACCCUGCAUAUAUUUUAUAUGUGGAUA
Phascolarctos cinereus (koala) is the source of this 2054-nucleotide messenger RNA. The record is from RefSeq and is a predicted model, not a curated record. NCBI's taxonomy places the organism in Eukaryota, Metazoa, Chordata, Mammalia, Diprotodontia, Phascolarctidae.